CACCGAGGCUCCGGGGCCGCUCAGCAAGAUGGCUGCGUUCCUCCGAGCUCGUAAAUAUGUCCGCUGCGUGGUCCGUUUCUCCGACCGUGAACUGUAAACGGUACCGUUGACCAUCUGCGAACACAACGAGGAAAGCCUCAAGCCAAAGUGUUAUGGCUGAAGAAAAUUCAAAUAUUGAAGGUAUGUUGGAGGAGGACGAAGAUGACAGUUCAGAUGAACCAAACAUUCAGCUGGAGCUCACUGCGUUCAGAGCUCAGUGGAUGUCCGAACUCAAACCCAGCUCCGGGGCGAGUGACCGACUCGCUCGAGCUAAAGGCGUAAGGAGGACUCAAGAAAUUGCUCGGGAAGAAAAAGCCACAGAGUUGUUUCUGAGAGCUGUGCAGGAGGAGCAGAAUGGGGCCGUCUAUGAAGCUAUCAAGUUCUAUCGUUUGGCUAUGCAGCUUGUUCCCGACAUCGAAUUUAAAAUCAACUACAGCCGUCCUGCUGACACGGACAGAGGUGGAGGAAACUUCAGUGAAGACAGCUAUGCAGACUGUGAGAUUGAGGAUCUACUUGCCUACUUUGAGCAGCAGAUCGCCCUGGAGAGCGCCUUCCCAAAGAUCUGCACUCCUGAGCUUGAAAUGACUCAAAUGCAUAUUUCAGCGUUGCCACGGGAAAUCCUGAUGUACAUAUUUCGUUGGGUUGUGUCAAGCGACUUGGACAUGCGAACCCUGGAGCAGCUUUCUUUGGUUUGUCGGGGUUUUUACAUUUGUGCCAGGGACCCAGAGAUUUGGCGUUCUGCUUGUCUGAGAGUGUGGGGGCGCAACUGCACCAAACUUGUACCUUUCAAGUCCUGGAGGGAAAUGUUUCUGCUGAGGCCGCGUGUCCGUUUUGAUGGCAUUUAUAUCAGCAAGACAUCGUACAUCCGCCAAGGAGAGGAAUCACUGGAUGGCUUUUACAGGGCUUGGCAUCAUGUUGCGUAUUUCAGGUAUCUCCGGUUCUUCCCUGAUGGUCACGUCCUCAUGCUCACCACCCCCGAGGACCCUCUGUCUGUUGUUCCCCGCUUGCGUACCAGAAACCCCAGAAUGGAUUCCGUUCUGUUCGGUCAUUACCGUCUGUUGCAGGAGACGGACAAUCAAACCAAAGUUUUUGCUGUUUGCAAGAAAAAAGAGGAGAAAGCAGCUGAGAUUCCGAGGAAUCGGUUCUACAGGCGGAGCCCGGCUCCAGAGGCCGAGCACAGCUUCCAUGUGGGACUGCGUCUGUCCUCCAGGGGGCAGCAGAGCUUCAGUAAGCUCGUGUGGAUCCACCACUCCUGCCACAUCACUUACAAGUUGACUGGGGAGACGGUCAUCACAACGUUCGACCUUGACAAGAUGUACUCGCCCUUCUUCUUUGCACGUGUGAAGAGUUACACUGCUUUCUCUGAGCAGCCGCUGUAAGGAGGAAAAAAAGACCUGUGCAUGAUCCCAUGAACAUCACAGAAGAAGCUGUGUCCCCAUUA
Messenger RNA from Nematolebias whitei (Rio pearlfish), 1480 nucleotides. RefSeq names its product F-box protein 9 (gene fbxo9). Gene Ontology annotation, molecular function: protein binding. NCBI's taxonomy places the organism in Eukaryota, Metazoa, Chordata, Actinopteri, Cyprinodontiformes, Rivulidae. The record is from RefSeq and is a predicted model, not a curated record. Gene Ontology annotation, biological process: SCF-dependent proteasomal ubiquitin-dependent protein catabolic process. The transcript is spliced from 13 exons. Gene Ontology annotation, cellular component: SCF ubiquitin ligase complex. Bases 153 to 1418 code for a protein of 421 amino acids.